Molecule: messenger RNA, 1635 nt
Organism: Cadophora gregata
Lineage: Eukaryota; Fungi; Ascomycota; Leotiomycetes; Helotiales; Ploettnerulaceae
Exons: 6
Coding region: 1-1635 (544 amino acids)
Molecular function (GO): acyltransferase activity, transferring groups other than amino-acyl groups
Source: RefSeq, a predicted model, not a curated record
AUGUCUAAUCAACAACACAAUGCCUCCGCUGCAGAGGAGACGGAUGAGAUGAGCAUCGAUUCUGAAGCACCUUCUUCGCCUCAUCACAGACCCCCUGCCUUCCUGGAUCCAAACAGACGUAGCCUUGCGAUUAUCUCAAGAGACUUGCCAGACUGGCUUGGUUACAUCAGGGCUCUACAAGAGACGGAUGUAAUAAUACUUUUAAGUCCGGUUGUGGUUCCUAUCAGUCAGGAUCCCACAGACACCAGUGACCCGUUCGAGCCAUUUGGUCAAGCACUUGCCAGGAGGCACCCAAGAGUUCGACACGUGCCAUACACCUCAAGAAAUGGAAUAACAUCAACACAUCUAGGAUUUAUCAAAAGGGGUCAUGUAAUUGUCCUUUGCUUUGUUGUCUCGCCCAACCUGCCACUGCAGCUCAAAAUUGCCGAUACUACUUUUGCUGUCAGUGAUAAUAAACCCUGCAUCAUUGUCAUUUGCAACAACACGAUAGAUACCGACAACCCCGGCCCGUUUCCAACGAUCGUGCAAGCUUCUGGGUACUCGCCGCCAGCUCUUGAAGCCGUAGCAGCAUUGGUUUUCGGCGAAAAUCUUCACCCACAAGCUGGUGGACUGGGUGAGUUCUCCAUUUCCAGCUCUCAGCAGCCUAGGCUGUGGCCUGUUGAGCAAUGGAAUGAGGCAAGAGAUUUGUCCCGGGUUUUGGAUCUAUGGACAGACUGUGUGAGCAGUCGGUUUGCCUUGAACCAGCACACUCUAGCGUCUCUUUUGCGCCGUCCUGGCUAUGCCAAACAUUAUAUCGUUCGUGACAAUGGUCCUGGGGAUAUCCUCGGAUUCUGUGCUACAUACCUCUCCUAUGCGGAUCAAGAGGGAGAACGAUUGAUAGCAUCGGUGGCUUUCCUCUAUGUCAAGCCUGCGAGCCGACAACAGGGGAUUGGAUUGAGUCUCCACAGCCAUGCUCUCAGUGAAUUCAAGAAAACCCGAGGCGUCGUUCGUUUGCAGCUCGGAAGUACGUUUCCUCGUAUCCUCUACGGUCCCCCACUCGAUAUACCACUGAAUGAUGCUUGGUUUCGUCGCAGAGGGUGGCAGCUAAACAGAGAGAUUGCCGGUCAAGGACUGAUUAUUCAUGAUUUGAUAUUGAACUUCCCCGAAUGGCGCUACAAAGAGGAUCCAUUUCCACCCACAACACCUAGCUACAGAGCAUGUACACAAGCAGAUAUGGGCCAGGUCCUUGAACUUGUGGCGAAGACAUGUUUUGAGCAGGCAAGGAUGGGCUGGUUCGACCAGUACCUAGCUCUCAUGAAUGGACCAAAUGUCAAAGAUGUGAUAUUGGGCUUUGCAGACAAUGCGAUGGUUGCCACUGCUCUGACUUACACACCUUCCUGCGCCUCCCAAAUCUCGACGAACCUGCCAUGGGCAGGGCAGAUAGGCAAUGAUGUAGGAGGUGUUGCGUGUAUAUGUGUACAUCCAAAUCUGCGAGACCUGUUGAUGGGCGGCCUUCUUGACGCCUGUGUUGAAACUCUACAUGAGCAGGGGAUGAAGAGGAUGUUCGCUGAUGGGAUUGGCGAAGAAGCAGACGGUUUCUUGAAACUUGGUUUUCGAAAAUGGGCCCAGUAUCGAGACGUGUGGAAGGACACCUGA